CUCCUCCUCCUUCCCCCCUUUUUUUCAUCCUCUGUUGCUGUGCGGAGUUCAGCUCUGACACAGCAUCAGCAUCAGCAGCACCACCACCGGGGAUAAAAUGCCAGCAACAGAUGCUGUCCAACCCGGCCGGCGUUCGUAAGACCACAUUCAGAAAGCGGUCCCAAGAAGGACAAGAUCAGAAAGUGGAAGAAGGAGAAAGAGGAAGAGGAGAGGAAGAAAGCAAUAUUUUUUCCUUUCCCUAGAAAGACAACAACUACAGGCAUUCAUUCAUCCUUUCUUUCUCCCAGUAUUAUAGAAAGAAUUUCAGCUUUCCGGCUUUCCAAUUUUGCAGACUGUGCUGAUUUUCCCUCUCCGGCCAUGUCAAAGCAAGAGGCCAACAACAGCAUGACAGACAAGGGAACCAACCUGCCCUGCAAUGGAAGAGAAGAAAGCCCAAUGGAAUCUGUCGCUGGGAGAAGAGAGCAGAAAGUUGGACAGCGGCAGGAAAUCGUCUGGAGGAACGUCAUCCUUAUGACCCUGCUCCAUGUCGGGGCCGUGUAUUCCCUAUGCCUCAUCCCCAAGGCCCAUGUGUUGACUCUGAUUUGGGCUUACCUCUGUUUCGUCAUGUGUGCCCUGGGCGUGACCGCAGGCGCCCACCGUCUGUGGAGUCACAGGUCCUACAAAGCCAAGCUGCCUUUGCGGAUAUUCCUGGCGAUAGCCAAUUCCAUGGCAUUUCAGAAUGAUAUUUUCGAAUGGGCCCGAGACCAUCGAGUGCAUCACAAAUACUCUGAGACAGAUGCGGACCCCCACAAUGCCCAGCGGGGCUUCUUUUUCUCCCACAUUGGCUGGCUAUUUGUCCGGAAACAUCGGGAUGUAAUUGAGAAAGGAAGCAAGCUGGACUUCAGUGACCUGCUGAAUGACCCUGUCGUUAUAUUUCAACGAAAGCACUAUGUGGCUUCCGUCAUACUGCUGUGUUUUGUCAUUCCUACGAUUGUGCCUUGGUACUUCUGGAAAGAGAGCUUGUGGAAUUCGUACUUUCUGGCUUCUAUCCUCCGGUACACGGUUUCGCUCAACGUCGCUUGGCUGGUCAAUAGCGCUGCUCACAUGUAUGGAAACCGGCCCUAUGACAAGAACAUCAACCCACGGGAGAAUGCCUUGGUCACUAUAGGAGCCAUUGGUGAAGGUUUCCACAAUUACCACCACACCUUUCCGUUUGAUUAUUCGGCCAGUGAGCUGGGCUUGAAAUUCAACCCAACCACGUGGUUCAUUGACUUCAUGUUUUGGCUGGGUUUGGUCACUGAGCGGAAGCAUGCUCCGAAAGAGAUGAUCCAGGCUCGCAAAGAGAGGACUGGAGAUGGCAGUUCUUGAAAACCAGAACCAAGUCUUUCAACGUUGAUGCUGCUGUAUGUGUCGUUCGUAUGUUUCUUUAGGGGCUUGGGGUGCGGAUCUCCUUACCCCGACCUUCUCCUUAGGAUGGAAGUAGUAUUCUUUCAUUGAACAUAGGCCAAAUAAGUUCCUGGGUUAAUUCUGUUUCACUCAAGGGCAAUGGUUUUCAAACUCUUCUGUUGGAGGGCAACAUUCACUCAUUAUGUGUUCAACCCUGAGUCGUUGCAGGGAAUUUGGAGCAUGAGCUAAUGCAAGGGAGAGCAGUCUUCAGGAAAGAACUUGGAGAGUUAUUAUUUUGGGCCUGAGCUUCAUGAACCCAUCCUACCAACCAUUCCAGUAUGGUUACUGGCCAUACUGGGCAGGGGGUUAUGAGAGUAUUAGUUUAAAAACUCAUUCAAGCAUUUAUUGAGUUUGUGAGAUCUAUUAGAUCCACCCCAGCAAAUUUCAUAAUAAUUUUUGGAUCAAAAUGGUCAUUCACCGAUGCAUUCAAUCACCCGAGUCAUGCAUAAGUAAUGCGCAGCUAUGGGUUCUGCACAUACAAGAACACAUCUGCAUCAGAAUUACUAGCAGAGCUGCAAACAGGCCCGGUCGACAAAUUCAUACUCAUAAAUGAUAUUCGAAAGACAAAAAAAUCAAUUAGUAGACGACCACUACAACAAAUGGUUUUUAAUGUAUUGUUGAAGGCUUCCAUGGCUGGAAUCACUGGGUUGUUGUAGUUUUUUGGGGCUAUAUAGCCAUGUUCUAGAAGCAUUCUCUCCUGAUGUUUUGCCUACAUCUAUGACAGGCAUCCUCACAACCUCUGAGGAUGCCUGCCAUAGAUGGAGGUGAAACGUCAGGAGAGAAUGCUUCUAGAAUAUGGACAUAUAGCCCGAAAAACCUACACAAACUCAAAUGGUUUUUAGUCUUGGAAGGGCAAGUUAUGUCAGGACUUCUAAGCAGGCGGUCCCAUUUUAUAACUAGAAUAUAUUGACAUCCAAAGAUAUGCAACUUGCAUUGAUUGAGUAGGCAGAUAAGCAUGGAAGGAGCUGCAAUCUUUUAGCUACACUGUGAGCUGGGAAUGUUUGCUGAUUCACCACAAAUCUUGCACAGAGUUUCCUCUAUUUUCUACUUAUGCCUAUGGUGUAGGCCAGUGUUUCUCAACCUGUGGAUCCCCAGAUGUUUUGGCCUCCAACUCCCAGAAAUCCUAAAAACUGGUAAACUGGCUGGGAUUUCUGGGAGUUGUGGGCCAAAAUACCUGGGGACCCACAGGUUGAGAACCACUGCAGUAGGCCCUUUUGUGGGGUUAGAUGUGCAUGACUGCCACUAAAGGCUAUUUGGUUUAUCUGAGAGAGCAUCUCUUUAGGAAUCUCAAGGUCCUGCAGCGUGGCUCCAUGGCCAAUGUCCUCUUGACUAUAUAGUCACUUCAGGACUCUUAGAUCAUAUUAAUCAAAUCAGCAAAAGUUAAAGCUGCAGACGGAGAGGACCAGCUGAAUUUUCAUCUCAUGCAGACCACUGAUUAUGUUUCCUCAGCUCAUCUUUCAUCCUGCACAGUGACAGCGUUUUGACAUUACUUUAACCGCCAUAAAUCCACCCUGUGGAAUCUUUCUAUUUAUAGUUUGGCAAGACAUUUAGAAUUUUUUACUAGAGAGCUUCGGAGUACAAAUACUGGCUCCAAAAGUGGCAUGGUAGUGUUUGGUUUUUUUCGUGUCAGGAGCAACUUGAGAAACUGCAAGUCACUUCUGGUGCGAGAGAAUUGGCCGUCUGCAAGGACAUUGCCUAGGCGAUGCCCAAAUGUUUUACUAUCCUUUAGGGAAGGCUUCUCUUAUGUCUACACAUGAGAAGCUGGAGCUGACAGAUGUUUUACUAUCCUGUAGGGAAGGCUUCUCUUAUGUCCACACAUGAGAAGCUGGAGCUGACAGAUGGGAGCUCACCCCGCUCCUCGGAUUCAAACCACUGACCUUUUGAUCAGCAGUAAUGUAAUAUCAAAGUGCUUUUACUGUGUAGUGUGAAAGAGUAUGGCUGAGAUGACAGUCUAGAAUAGCAAUUCUCCAACUAAAGAUUCUUAGAUGUCAUUGGAUUAUCAGUUGUCAGUGUGCCUCAUGAUUAGUCGUGGUGGCUAGAGCUUCCAGGAAUCUGGAAUCCAAAAAAAUAUUUGCAAGCUUGGGAAACGCUCCUCUAAAAUACAGAGAACACUUCCCUACAGUUGUGGAGAUCAUCAGAUUUCAGUCGUGGUGUGUAACCAUUCUGUUGAGGUCAUUUUGUCCACCACCAUUGAUAUUGUCAUUAAAGAUUCCCAGAUACCUCCCCAAAGAAUGUGAAGGUUCCUCAGUAUCCAGUUUGAAAACCAUUGCUUUAGUUGGAAUUAAAUCAUGGAUGGUUAUAGCCUAUAUUUGUAGCUGUCUUAAGUACAGUGUUUCAGAAAGUUAGAUAUUAUUUAAUAUUAGAGUUCAAUGUCGUAGAUCUUUUGACUUGAGUCAUCAUGACUAUGGCCAGUGAGUAUACUAAUACAGUUGCACGUGUACACUCUUGACAGAAUGAAGGAAAUGAGUUAAUGCAUAGUUUCAAACAAGCAAGCCUGAGAAUUGUUUCAUUCAUGGUGACAUUUUUCCUCUUCUGCUUUGCUCUGGUUUCUUGGAGGCACGGGAAAGGAGUU
This is a messenger RNA of Anolis sagrei ordinatus, 3997 nucleotides long. RefSeq names its product stearoyl-CoA desaturase 5 (gene SCD5). Gene Ontology annotation, cellular component: endoplasmic reticulum membrane. NCBI's taxonomy places the organism in Eukaryota, Metazoa, Chordata, Lepidosauria, Squamata, Anolidae. Gene Ontology annotation, biological process: unsaturated fatty acid biosynthetic process. The record is from RefSeq and is a predicted model, not a curated record. Gene Ontology annotation, molecular function: stearoyl-CoA 9-desaturase activity; iron ion binding.